AUGGUACAGGAUAAGUUCAUUAGAUUUACUGGGGAAGAUAAAGAUAACUGUCUUUUGUUCCAGGGUGAAAUUGCUCAGAAUACAAUACGAGCAGCACAAGCUGAUGGCAGCUGGGUCUGCUUACAAAAUUGCCAUCUUGCAUGCUCCUGGAUGCCAACACUGCAGAGGAUAUGGGAAACAAUAGACAACAACAAUUCUAGUCCUGGAUUUAGGCUCUGGCUCACAACUGAACCUUCAGAGGGGUUCCCAGAAUCUGUUUUGCAGAAUGGAAUUAAACUCACAUACGAUCCUCCAGUGGGUGUUAAACGAAAUCUUUAUCACUUAUAUAUGUCAGAAAUGUUAAGAGACCCACAUGUUUUUGAGAGUUCUGGUGGUCGGUACAAAGAAUUCAGCAGGUUGUUGUAUGCGCUGUGCUUUUUUCAUGUGGUAUUGCAGGAGAGAAGCUCAUAUGGCCCUGUUGGCUGGACAAGUCCUUAUGAGCAUGAUGACUCAGAAUUGUUUACAUCAAUACAAACUUUACAGGCUUUCCUCAACACUGACAAGGAAAUAUCAUAUGAAGCCAUCCAAUACACAAUUGGUGAAUGCAUAUAUGGUGCUCAACUAACUGAUGAGUGGGAUCAUCGAAUAUUAAUAACAAUUUUACAUGACUUUAUAAAUCAAGAGCUUGUUGUUUCUCAAAACUAUAUCUUUACAGAAAUAAAUAAGGUGUACAGUGUUCCAUCAGACAUCACACAUUCAGCAUGUUUGCAGAAGAUUGAAAGUUUGCCACAAGAUACAGAGGCUGAAAUAUAUGGUAUGCAUCCUAAUGUUGAUGUAAUUCAGAAAAUAAAUAAUACAAGUUUGUUUAUUGAUGCCUUGUACCUCGUUCAUGGGCCAGCUGUACCAACUAAAAUAUCAGACAUUGAAGAUGUUCUUAUCGACACAUGUACUAUUUUGCUAGAACAGCUUCCAGAGAAAGAGUUUGAUGAAAAAGCUGCAAGAAAAAAGUAUCCACUCUCACAGAAGGAAAACUUGAAUAAUGUUCUCAUACUGGAAAUUGAUAAAUAUAACAAACUUCUCAAGACAAUUAGAAUGACGCUAGAAACAAUAAUCAGAACAAUGAAAGGCCAAGAAAUUAUUAUCUCCCCUGAAAUAGAAGACUCAGUAUCUUCCAUACUGAAAAACAAGAUACCUGCCUCUUGGUGGAAGGUAUCAUAUCCAAGUACCAAAAUGCUGGGGGCUUAUAUUGCUGAUUUCUCCAAAAGAUUUCAGUAUAUAAUGUUGACAUCCCCUUCCAAAAAUAAUUUGACAUAUAAAAAGCAGUGGAAAAUAUCCGUAAUGUUUAACAUGGCUUAUAAAAGAGUGUUUAUAGCAGGUUACAUAAAGGAAGGGAAAUAA
Molecule: messenger RNA, 1377 nt
Organism: Schistocerca nitens (vagrant locust)
Lineage: Eukaryota; Metazoa; Arthropoda; Insecta; Orthoptera; Acrididae
Product: dynein axonemal heavy chain 12-like
Exons: 8
Coding region: 1-1377 (458 amino acids)
Biological process (GO): microtubule-based movement
Cellular component (GO): dynein complex
Molecular function (GO): dynein light intermediate chain binding; minus-end-directed microtubule motor activity; dynein intermediate chain binding
Source: RefSeq, a predicted model, not a curated record